Molecule: messenger RNA, 1829 nt
Organism: Drosophila obscura
Lineage: Eukaryota; Metazoa; Arthropoda; Insecta; Diptera; Drosophilidae
Product: zinc finger protein weckle-like
Exons: 3
Coding region: 104-1798 (564 amino acids)
Cellular component (GO): nucleus
Molecular function (GO): zinc ion binding
Source: RefSeq, a predicted model, not a curated record
AGAUAUGCUAAUUUAAUUGAAGAAAAAGUAAACAAAAAGCAAUCUCUUGGAGAUAACGAAGCUGGAUAACGCUUUUAUUUGGGGAUCAGAUCACCUUGAUGAUAUGAUGGCGGAGAGCAGUAGAGGAACCACAUAUAGCCACUGGCUGAAUUGGUGCCGUCUGUGUGCCAAGGACGAUGUGCGCGGCAAUGUGAAAGUUUACACGAAUGAGAAAGGUCAGGGAACCUGGGACAAUGUGAUGAUUAUGGCCAUACGUAGGUACUUCGAGGUGCAUAUGCGUCUGGAGGAUGAGCUAAGCAGCGUUCUUUGCACAGAGUGCUACACCCUGAUCAGUGAACUAAUCGAUUUUGCGGAGCAUGUUACCAAGGUGCAGGCCAUCUUUGAAGUAUUGCGCCGCACAGAGACGGAUCAGAAUAAAAAGCUGGAUGUAUUUGCACUCAGACAGCAGUAUGGACUUUGCGCGGACGACUGGUCGCACAUCAUCAAGCCGAUGGCAGUGCCAGAGAGCGUACCCAGUCCUGCCAGGUCCCUAGAGUUGGAAACUGAAGUUUCUGUGCUGGAUCUCAUAUAUCACGACCACGUAGAAGUAUUUAAUGCAUCUGGAAACCAAGAUGGAGACACAUUCACCCUACCGAAGCCGGCGGAGACAAUACAGGAAAGCCAGGAACAAAUAUUAAAAAUCGCUCCUUCCGACAACACGCCUUGUGGCAUCUCAAAGCAGGAAUUUAUAGAUUUAGGUCCACUUUUUCAGGGCGAAAAGCUAAUGGAGAACAAUCUGGAUGCCACCGCAAAUGCGUUGGAGGCGGAAGAUGUUCUAAUUGCUGAACCGGACGCCAUCAACCGACUUAAUGAGCAGAUUGACUCGAAUUUGGAAGCAUCGUGUGGUCCAGACGAGUGCAGCGACGAGGAUAUCAAGCCAGAUGUGUCUGGCAACUGUGAUGAUGAUCAAGAAUUUCUACAAGAGCAACCUAGUCCCGCGACGCUCGGGAUUCAACCACCAACCAAAAAUGUGGAAAAAUCUCAUACCGACAACUACGAGGAGAAAGUUCAAUCCUGCAACCCUAGCAAACGCUGUCGCAUGGAAUGCGAGAGAUGCGGAAAGAGCUAUCGGAAUCGUGCCUCCUACGAGAAGCACAUAGAUCAGGAAGAGUGCCAGAGAAUCGUUCGAAAAGUGAAGGUGGAUAGGAACACGAGCUGUGACCUCUGCCACAAGACGCUCUCGUCGGUGUCGGCCCUGCGGCUGCACAAGGAGGGUAUGCACGAUAACGUGAAGCCAUUCGUUUGCGACAGUUGUGGCAAGCAGCUAAAGACGAUAACGGCUUUAAAUGAACACAAGCUAGUCCACACCGACAGUCGUCCGUUCGAGUGCCCCGUAUGCAAGGCGGGAUUCAAGAAUCGGGCACGUCUGAAGGUUCACUGUCAGAUCCACGAGGAUCCCAGCUUCGUAUGCAAUAUUUGCGGUAAAAGGCUGCAAACGCGACGCACCUGGAACAUGCAUAAGGUGGUGCACAAAGAGGAGCGUAACUUGAAAUGUGAUGUUUGCGGCGCCCUCUUCAAACGGUCCAAGACUCUGAAGACGCAUUUGCUUAGCCAUACGGGUCUGAGACCCUAUAUAUGUAACUAUUGCGGGAAAACCUUUGCCUGCAAUGCCAAUUGCCGUUCCCACAAGCUGAAGAAGCAUUCGCAAGAGAUCCAACAGGGCGACCGGGAGAGCUUGCCAUCGCGUUUGAGUGUUCCCACUCUGGAAGAGCUGCGUGUAAUAACACAGAAACUACCAAAAGACGAGAAGCAGCCAUAAAGAAACACAAAUAAAGUCCAAUUCAGAAAAC